Boeremia exigua is the source of this 804-nucleotide messenger RNA. RefSeq lists its product as uncharacterized. Bases 1 to 804 code for a protein of 267 amino acids. Lineage: Eukaryota; Fungi; Ascomycota; Dothideomycetes; Pleosporales; Didymellaceae. The transcript has 3 exons. The record is from RefSeq and is a predicted model, not a curated record.
AUGGCCAGCGACAUGAUGUUGACAGCGCCAUCAAACACGCUGCACAGCAAAGACAACGGCUCUGACGCCCUCGCACAUUCAACCCGCACUCGAGCGCGAGACGUGGUCGUGGGUUACACUGGCGCCUUCUCCAACGAGGACACGUGGGGUUCGCGCCUCGCACUGAGUGCCGAGCAGGACGGUUUCAGCAACCGGCGAAGAGGCAGCAAGCAGCUGUGGAAGACAACGAGCCGCGCUCUCCGGCCGGCCUCUGCGACCGCUCCAGAAGCGGAGGACGACGUCGCUGGCGAGGACGACGUCGACGAUGCUGGGGAUGCCGUAUCUGACAUUGAUGAUGAGACAGGAGCAUUUGACGUCGACGAUAUCGUCACCGCUGAGCUCCCAGAGGAUAACGGGGAUGACGCUGUGAUGGAUAUGUUGAGCGCCGGGCCGCCUGUGAGCCGGAAUGCGGGCAACUCUCUUGAUACUCUUCUGGAGGCCCUGACAGUAUCGCGAGCCACCUUUGUCGAUGCGUUUGCGACAACUAAUAUGGCCUACCCAGCGCAAGCCCGUCAGCACGCCACAAUCCCAGACCAGCGAGAUGCGAAGUUCGUGUGUCCUAUAGAUGGAUGCAGCAAGGAGUUCAACGUUUCUAUUGGUAGGGAUUGCUUUAGACCACGGAGCUACUUGAAGCACCUUGACGACCACGGCAUCAAGAACAAGACUGAACGCGACGCCCUGAUGCCAGAAUGGGCACGCAGUCCCUGCUUCUUUCCUUGUUGCCGCUCAGAGGAGUGCUUUCCGCAGACGAGGGGGGAAGGAUAG